Clunio marinus is the source of this 180-nucleotide messenger RNA. The record is from the annotation of a GenBank genome assembly. NCBI's taxonomy places the organism in Eukaryota, Metazoa, Arthropoda, Insecta, Diptera, Chironomidae.
AUGUUCCCGUUCGCAACAGGACUUCAACAAGCAUUUGUUGCAUAUCCACACAUUGUUAUUACCUGCAUCAUAAAAAUUCGAUAUCGAGCGACACUCUUUAAUGCAGCAACAACAAUAAUAUUUCCCAGCGGAUGUCACAAAUGUAUGCAUUCACAUUGGUUGAAGGAAUCAAAACUCUGA